This is a messenger RNA of Hyaena hyaena (striped hyena), 1325 nucleotides long. It is a transcript of the gene ZNF771, whose product is annotated as zinc finger protein 771. The coding region runs from base 121 to 1074 and encodes 317 amino acids. Gene Ontology annotation, biological process: regulation of DNA-templated transcription. Lineage: Eukaryota; Metazoa; Chordata; Mammalia; Carnivora; Hyaenidae. Gene Ontology annotation, molecular function: RNA polymerase II cis-regulatory region sequence-specific DNA binding; DNA-binding transcription factor activity, RNA polymerase II-specific. The transcript is spliced from 3 exons. The record is from RefSeq and is a predicted model, not a curated record.
GGCCGGGGCGGGAGCGCACGUGGCCUAUUUUGGGCGGAGCAGACGCGCUUGGCCGCAGCGGAGACCUCCGAGGCGGCCACAGGAGACGAUCCUUGAAGCUCCUCGCCCCAGAACACCAAGAUGCCUGGUGAACAGCAGACAGAGGAGGAGGAGGAGGAAGAGAUGCAAGAGGAGAUGGUGCUGCUGGUGAAGGGUGAGGAAGAUGAGGGUGAGGAGAAAUAUGAGGUGGUGAAACUCAAGAUCCCCAUGGACAACAAGGAGGUCCCGAGCGAGGCGCCAGCGCCGUCGGCCGACCCGGCGCGCCCACACGCGUGCCCGGACUGCGGCCGCGCCUUCGCGCGCCGCUCCACGCUGGCCAAGCACGCACGCACGCACACGGGCGAGCGGCCCUUCGCGUGCACCGAGUGCGGCCGGCGCUUCUCACAGAAGUCGGCACUGACCAAACACGGCCGCACGCACACGGGCGAGCGGCCCUACGAGUGCCCCGAGUGCGACAAGCGCUUCUCGGCCGCCUCGAACCUGCGGCAGCAUCGGCGGCGCCACACAGGCGAGAAGCCGUACGCAUGCGCGCACUGCGGCCGCCGCUUCGCGCAGAGCUCCAACUACGCACAGCACCUGCGCGUGCACACGGGCGAGAAGCCGUACGCGUGCCCGGACUGUGGACGCGCCUUCGGCGGCAGCUCGUGCCUGGCGCGCCACCGACGCACGCACACGGGCGAGAGGCCGUACGCAUGCGCCGACUGCGGCACGCGCUUCGCCCAGAGUUCGGCUCUGGCCAAGCACCGGCGCGUGCACACCGGCGAGAAGCCGCACCGCUGCGCCGUGUGCGGCCGCCGCUUCGGCCACCGCUCCAACCUGGCGGAGCAUGCGCGCACGCACACGGGGGAGCGGCCCUACCCGUGCGCGGAGUGCGGCCGGCGCUUCCGCCUCAGCUCGCACUUCAUCCGCCACCGUCGCGCGCACAUGCGGCGUCGUCUCUAUAUAUGCGCUGGUUGCGGCCGGGACUUCAAGCUCCCCCCUGGCGCCACGGCCGCCACUGCCACCGAGCGCUGCCCAGAGUGCGAGGGCAGCUGAGGGCAGCCGUUCUCGUCGCUGUGGUGCUGCUAGCGUCCGGCUGGGGGCAGGGGCACGCCGGGACCCCAACCUGGGGGCUGGAUUGACCUGGACCUCCCCGCCCCACUGGGAAAGGGGCGGGACAGCAGGCCUACCUGCGUUGGAACUGGGAGGCCAGGAGAAUCCCCUGCUGCGAUCCCAGGAAGCAGUGCCCACUUCCCCUCACUACAACCCCUUGGCCCGUGUUAGUGAAUAAAGUAUUAAAUCCUCGU